Molecule: messenger RNA, 913 nt
Organism: Halichondria panicea
Lineage: Eukaryota; Metazoa; Porifera; Demospongiae; Suberitida; Halichondriidae
Product: dnaJ homolog subfamily C member 8-like
Exons: 7
Coding region: 2-820 (272 amino acids)
Cellular component (GO): nucleus
Source: RefSeq, a predicted model, not a curated record
AAUGCGGAUCACAGUGCAAAGUACAUUUAUAACCAAUUAUACGAAAUUCAAGAAACGAAAAAUGCAAAAAGUGAAAAUGGCCACUGGAGGAGAGGGAAGCAGUGGAGAAAACACCUUUACAGAGUUUAUGAAUGAGGUGAAGGCCAUUGAGAAGAGAGAUUCUGUAUUGACAAGUGUGCAGCAAAUUGACAGGCUUCUCCGACCGGGGUCUAAGUACAGCAACUUAAAUCCUUACAAUGUACUGAUGAUAGAUGCAGACUUGACUUUGGAUAAAAUAAAGAAAACGUACAGAAAGCUUUCCUUUCUAGUUCAUCCAGACAAGAACCCAGAUGACAAAGAUAGAGCUCAGCUAGCUUUUGAUGCUGUGAGUAAAGCAUAUGAGAUGUUCAACGAUGAGGAGAAGUAUGCCUACUGUAAAGGUGUAAUAGAGGAGGCUGAGGCUCUUGUAGAGCACAAACUGGAGGAGAAACGAGCACUUGCCAAAAAAUCUGGCAAAAUAACUAUUGAAGAAGAUGACCCGGAAAAGUGCAAGACUUUUUUCAACAACACCCUGACGAAGUUGUUUGUUGAUCUUGACCUGAAGAAGAAGGCGAUGGAAGAGCGAGACAUUCAUGAGAGGAAGAGGAAGAGGGAGGAGGUGGAUGAAAUCAAGGAGAAGGCCAAGAAGGAGAAGGAAUGGAAGGAACAGUGGGAGGAGACUAGAACAAAGCGAGUGGACAGCUGGAGAUCAUUUCAAGACAGUAAAACUAAAAAGAAAAAGAAAGGCAAAGGUUUAUCUACAGGACUAAAGCCACCAAAAUUGAAGCUAGAGAAAAAAUAACAUUUCUGACUUUAACAAUGCAUGCAUGUAAUAUAUUUACACCUUCGACAUUUCUGUGAUCUUUGUUUUAUCAGUCAUAAAUUAUAUACAGUA